Molecule: messenger RNA, 3048 nt
Organism: Cynara cardunculus var. scolymus (artichoke)
Lineage: Eukaryota; Viridiplantae; Streptophyta; Magnoliopsida; Asterales; Asteraceae
Product: SCY1-like protein 2
Exons: 14
Coding region: 208-2787 (859 amino acids)
Biological process (GO): protein phosphorylation
Molecular function (GO): protein kinase activity; ATP binding
Source: RefSeq, a predicted model, not a curated record
GCAAAAGAGGUCCUCGAUGUAAUUAUUCUCGAGACAAGAAGCAACCAUCAUUAACAUACCAUCAACUCGAGUCUCUACGCCGGAGGAGAGAGGGAUUUGAUCGGAGCAACGAAUUCGAUUAUACACACACGUUUGGCAUCAUCGAUCUGAUUCUCCUCCUCCUCCUCCUCCUCCUCGAUCAAAUUCAAAUUCAAUUCAAACUCAAUUAUGUCCCUUAAUAUGAAAACUCUGACCCAGGCCCUGGCAAAAACCGCUGCGGUAAUUGAGAAGACCGUACAGGAUGUCACCGGACCCAAAGCCCUCCAGGACUAUGAGCUCCUUGACCAGAUCGGCUCCGCUGGACCUGGCCUCGUUUGGAAGCUCUACUCCGCCAAGGCUCGUGGCGGUUCCACCCUCCUCUCUCAUCAGUACCCUACCGUCUGCGUCUGGGUUCUUGACAAGCGCGCUUUAUCGGAGGCAAGGGUUCGUGCGGGGCUUUCCAAAGCAGCGGAAGACUCCUUCUUCGAUAUCAUCAGAGCUGAUGCCUCCAGAUUGGUUAGAUUGAGGCACCCGGGAGUGGUUCAUGUGAUCCAGGCCCUAGACGAGAACAAAAAUGCCAUGGCCUUGGUCACCGAGCCUUUAUUUGCUUCCGUAGCCAACGCCCUUGGUAUAUUGGAUAACAUUUCCAAAGUGCCGAAGGAGCUUCAAGGGAUGGAAAUGGGUUUGUUGGAGGUGAAGCAUGGUUUACUUCAGGUAGCAGAAUCCUUGGACUUUCUUCACAAUAAUGCCCGCCUCAUUCAUCGUGCCAUAUCCCCUGAGGCUGUUCUCAUCAACUCAAGUGGGGCUUGGAAGCUUGGUGGAUUUAGUUUUGCAAUAUCAGCAGACCAGGCAUCUGCAGAUUUAUCUGCUGUGCAGCCCUUCCAUUAUGCUGAAUAUGAUGUUGAAGAUUCACUACUGCCUCUACAGCCGUCACUAAACUACACUGCUCCGGAGCUAGUCCGGAACAAGGCAUCUUCAUUUGGAUGCUCUUCUGAUAUUUUUAGCUUUGGAUGCCUUGCUUACCAUUUGAUUGCUAAAAGGCCUUUGUUUGACUGCCACAACAAUGUGAAAAUGUACAUGAAUAAUUUGACAUACUUAUCCAGCGAGGCUUUUUCAUCCGUUCCCCACGAACUAGUUGCUGACUUGAAAAGAAUGCUUUCAGCAAAUGAGGCUCUAAGACCCUCAGCUUUGGAUUUUACAGGUUCUCCCUUUUUCCGUGAUGACACUAGGUUGCGAGCACUUCGCUUCCUGGACCACAUGCUUGAAAGAGAUAACAUGCAGAAGUCAGAGUUUCUAAAAGCAUUAUUGGACAUGUGGAAAGAUUUUGAUGCUCGUGUUUUACGAUAUAAGGUCCUUCCGCCUCUCUGUGCAGAGCUUAGGAAUAUGGUUAUGCAACCGAUGAUUCUUCCCAUGGUUUUAAUGAUAGCUGAGUCUCAGGAUAAAAUUGAUUUUGAGACAUCAACACUGCCUGCUCUUGUUCCUGUCCUAAGCACUGCUGCAGGUGAGACGCUACUGCUACUUGUGAAGCACGCAGAGCUAAUCGUCAACAAGGCUAGUCAGGACCACUUAAUAUCUCAUGUCUUGCCCAUGCUUGUGCGAGCUUAUGAUGAUAAUGAUGCUCGAAUGCAAGAGGAAGUGCUGAAAAGAACUGUAUCCCUGGCUAGAAAACUUGAUCCUCAGCUAGUGAAACAAUCAAUUCUGCCUCGUGUUCAUGGUUUGGCACUCAAGACGACAGUUGCUGCGGUGAGAGUGAAUGCUUUGUUAUGUUUAGGUGAUAUGGUGGUUAUAGUUGACAAGCCAGCUAUCUUGGAGAUCCUGCAAACAGUUCAGCGUUGCACUGCUGUUGACCGUUCUGCUCCAACUCUUAUGUGUACCCUUGGGGUAGCAAAUUCCAUUUUGAAACAGCAUGGAGUGGACUUUGUCGUCGAGCAUGUUCUUCCACUAGUCAUCCCUCUCCUCCUUGCACAACAAUUAAAUGUUCAGCAGUUUGCAAAGUACAUGUCAUUCGUUAAGAGUGUUCUCAGGAAAGUUGAAGAGAAAAAGGGAGUAACAAUGAACGAUUCUGGGGUUGAUGCAAAAUCAUUUCCUAUACCCGAUGGGAGUUUCACACAACCUUUAAAGAAAAGCGUCCCAACUGCUUCAUCCUCCUUGAAAGGUAAUGUGACAUGGGAUGAAGAUUGGGUCCCGGCAAGAGGAUCCUCUAUGGAAGCUAAACCUGUUACAAGCACACCACCAAGCCAGCCCAAACGUGAUCAUUCAAAGGAUUUGGAAUUCCCGAUACCAUCCAUGCAGCAAACAUCAACAUCAUGCCCUGCAGUUGAUUUCGAGUGGCCGCCUCAGUCAUCUUCUGACAUUUCCCAAAAUAUAAAGAAUUCAGCAAGCUUUGAUGAUUUAGAUCCAUUUGCAAACUGGGCUAUGCCUGGAGCUGCUUCUAGCAACGGUUUAUCUGUAAACAGAAAGGCAAGCACCGGUACAGAAAAUCAAUCAAUUACCAACUGGGCCAAUAAUCCUAUCGAGUAUCCCAGUAAUGGAGUUACUUCCCAGAAUUCCAUUGGGUCCCUGAGAAACAAUCAGGGUAUGGGUACCAAGCCUACAGAUCUCGGUUCCAUUUUUGCUUCAAGCAGCAAGAGCCCGCAGGCACCAAGACUUGCUCCACCUCCCCAGACUGCUGUUGGUAGAGGGAGAGGAAGUAGAAAUCAAGGGCCGAGUGGUCGUCAGUCGCGUCCAAAACCAUCAUCUGAGCAGCCCCCGCUCCUGGAUUUGCUCUAGUUAUUUAAACCCACAACAUGUCUGCCUGUCCAUAUAUUUUGUCAUUGGAUCAAGACCUACGUUUCCAAGUUUUGUCUUUUCAGAAAAUAGUUUCGCUUUGUUUUUGCUACUUGUCUUUCUUUCUGCUCUCUGUUGUUUGUAUCACUAGUAUAUGCUGUGGUUCAACACCAUGGACUAGUUUAGUUGCUCAAAAAAUUCUUUAUUCUAAAUGUAAAAAGUUUUUUAUGUGAUUGAAGAAAACACGUAGACGAUAUUACUUCA